AUGGCAGAGCAGAAGAGGUGCCAAACAACUGGCGAGCCGCCGAUUGAUGGAAGGGGAAGGCAUACCAAUAGACCUCAUAAGAUGUCUGAACAAACCUGUGAGUUGUUAUUGCAGGGACGUAAAGCGCACUACAGCUUGAAGAACUCUAACAGAGUAUACCUCCCGGAAGAUAUGAAUCAGAAAGCCAAAAUUACUGAGCUGGAUAGGAAAAUUGCCGCUGAAAAAAGUGAUGACAAAAAGGUAAAGUUAGACAAGGAAGGUAGGAAGCUAGAAACUGAAAAGAUACUUCAUUUGAAGAGAGUAGAUCGGUUCUAUGAAUUGAAAAGGCGUGAAAAAACUGAAGCUACUCCGAAUAUAACUUCUGCUGGAGUGUACUUCAGAAGACAGCUGUUCUAUAUUUUCAAUGUGCAUAUUUUGUCAACUGGUGCUUCAGUAAUGUACACCUACGACCAAACCGUCGCAAAGAAAGGGUCAGAUGAUGUUGCCUUAAUGCUCUAUCAUUUUUUCAACACCUACCUGGAUCCUGCUGUUAAGAAACUUUAUAUCUUCGCCGAUUCGUACGGGGACAAAACAAAAACCACACAAUAUCCAGUUUCUCCACUAAUGCGCGGCUAUUCCUUCAUGGAGCCCGACAAAAACAUGGGGUUGAUCCCCAAAAGUGCUAAGGCCGAAACUCCAGAUGGCUGGAGAGAGGUUAUAGAAGCCGCCCGAACCAAGCCGUAUCCGUUUGUUGUGGUAUCAUGUGAACAAGUUAUGUUUAAAGGAUGGGGCAAUUUUUGUCCUCCAAGUUGUACAAGAAAAAGUUCCAGAUCUUCAAGAACCCAACCAGCUCUAUCAUAG
Molecule: messenger RNA, 840 nt
Organism: Psylliodes chrysocephalus
Lineage: Eukaryota; Metazoa; Arthropoda; Insecta; Coleoptera; Chrysomelidae
Source: the annotation of a GenBank genome assembly